ACAAACAAAUACGCACUGUUAAUAACACAAACAAAGAAAAAAAAUAUUGUGUAAUUGUUUUACAUUAAGCUAAGAUACUGCAACUGCUGUGACGGACACAGAGAGGAAGCUACAAAGAAAGAGAGAGAGAGAGAGAGGGCAGGACGCACAAAGAAAGGAAGAGGAAGAGAAGACAGUCAAAAUGACGGAAUACAAACUAGUUGUUGUUGGUGCCGGUGGCGUUGGCAAAUCGGCAUUAACAAUUCAGUUAAUUCAAAAUCAUUUUGUUGAUGAAUAUGAUCCCACAAUUGAGGACUCGUAUCGAAAGCAAGUGGUUAUUGAUGGUGAAACCUGCCUUCUGGACAUUUUGGAUACCGCCGGACAAGAAGAAUACUCUGCCAUGCGUGAUCAAUAUAUGCGCACUGGCGAGGGAUUCCUCUUAGUUUUCGCUGUGAAUAGUGCAAAAUCAUUCGAAGACAUUGGCACAUAUCGCGAACAGAUCAAACGUGUCAAAGAUGCCGAAGAGGUGCCAAUGGUGCUUGUGGGCAAUAAAUGUGAUCUGCCCUCGUGGAAUGUGCAAAACGAACAGGCAAGAGAGGUGGCCAAACAAUAUGGCAUUCCAUACAUUGAGACAUCCGCCAAGACGCGCAUGGGCGUUGAUGAUGCAUUUUACACAUUGGUGCGCGAAAUACGCAAGGAUAAGGACAACAAAGGACGGAAGGGACGUAAACUCAAUAAGCCGAAUCGUAGAUUUAAAUGCAAAAUGCUCUAAGAUGGACUAAUGCAACUUUUUUAAUUGGGUUUCUUAUAUAUACACAUAUAUAUUACGAUUAUUAUUAUGAUUUUUUUCUCUUUUAAAUUCAAUUUUUUCAAUAAUCGACAAAAACUACUUUUCGGAACGAAAAAUCCAAUCAAAUUAAUGGCAUGUUGUCCGUUUGUUGCAAAAGAGAAAAAAAGGAAAGUGUAAUAAUUUGUAAGCAUCUAAAGUUUUUAAUUUUUAUGUCAAAAUGUUCAUUACUAUUUACUAUUAUUUUAAUUUGUGCAAAAUUUGUUUAUUGUGCGUGACAUUUGAGUAAAGAAGAAGGCUGCAUCGCGCCCCUAUUUAAGAGUAUUAACAAAACAAACGAGACGAAAAAACGAAAAUUCAUUUUUAUAUAUGUAUCUUUCUACAUGCAUACUAAGAAUACAACAUUUUGUAACUGCCUUGGUUCAGCUGCUAUUUAA
Messenger RNA from Drosophila willistoni, 1203 nucleotides. RefSeq names its product ras-like protein 1 (gene Ras85D). The coding region runs from base 182 to 751 and encodes 189 amino acids. The transcript is spliced from 4 exons. NCBI's taxonomy places the organism in Eukaryota, Metazoa, Arthropoda, Insecta, Diptera, Drosophilidae. Gene Ontology annotation, molecular function: GTP binding; GTPase activity; GDP binding. Gene Ontology annotation, cellular component: plasma membrane. The record is from RefSeq and is a predicted model, not a curated record. Gene Ontology annotation, biological process: Ras protein signal transduction; epidermal growth factor receptor signaling pathway.